Molecule: messenger RNA, 6474 nt
Organism: Pseudoliparis swirei
Lineage: Eukaryota; Metazoa; Chordata; Actinopteri; Perciformes; Liparidae
Product: protein crumbs homolog 2-like
Exons: 13
Coding region: 134-4528 (1464 amino acids)
Biological process (GO): establishment or maintenance of epithelial cell apical/basal polarity; heterophilic cell-cell adhesion
Cellular component (GO): protein-containing complex; plasma membrane
Molecular function (GO): calcium ion binding
Source: RefSeq, a predicted model, not a curated record
GACGUUGGAGCAGCCUGGAUGGAGCGCUGCACUGACUGGAGGGAGAACCCUAGUGUCUGGAGAACUUGAUGGAGAACCCUAGUGUCUGGAGAACCCUACAGUGACCGGUUCCUCGGCGUGCGGUUCUACCGCCAUGGAGUUUAGGAAAGUCUGGUCCAGGUACCGGAGGACGGUGCUGGUCCCCAUGAUGAUGGUCAAACUGGGCCUCCUGUGCGCCGCCUCAGCAGACGCCUGCUCGUCGUCUCCCUGCAGCAACAACGCUACCUGUGUGGACCACCUGAGCGACUACGCCUGCCUCUGCCCCAGAGGACCCGUCUGGUACGCGGGCAAGAACUGCGACCAGCUGUACGACGCCUGCAUCACGGCGCCGUGCGCCAACUGCACCGGCGAGCCGGGGACGGACCGGUUCAGCUGCCGCUGCCCGGACGGCCUCACGGGGCUCAACUGCACCGAGGACGUCGACCGGUGCCAGAGCGCCCCAUGUGAGGGGGUCCGCUCCAACUGCGUCAACGCCGUCCACGGAUACUCCUGCCGCUGCCCCCCGGGGCUGGGGGGGGCCGACUGUCAGAGGAACGUCACCACCUGUUCGGAGCUGGCAUGCCAGAACGCCGCCACCUGCGUGGACGUCCCCGACCUGGGGCCGCGGUGCCGGUGUGCCGCCGGGUUCCAGGGCAGGAGCUGCGAGGAGGACGUGGACGAGUGCCGCUCGCAGCCCUGUCAGAACGGAGCCAUCUGUCAAGACGGGCUGGACGCCUACCAGUGCUUCUGCGUGCCGGGGUUCCAAGGCUCCCACUGCGACCUGGACAUCAACGAGUGCGCCUCCAGACCCUGUCAGCACAACGGCACCUGUCUGGAUGAGGUGGACCACUACCGGUGUGACUGCGCUGCAGGCUUCAAAGGGGUUAAUUGCGAGGUGGAGAUCGACGAGUGCAAGGCGCGUCCCUGCCAGAACGGCGGCGCCUGCCGAGACCACGUCGCCGCGUACACCUGCGAGUGCCUGGCCGGCUUCCAGGGCCAGGACUGCCAGGUCAACGUCGACGAAUGUGCCAGCGGCCCCUGUUUGAAUGAAGGCCGGUGCAGAGACGGGGUCAACAGCUACCAGUGUGACUGCGAGGCCACCGGCUUCGUGGGCGACCACUGUGAGGAGGAUAUCCCUGAAUGUGCCUCCGACCCCUGCCAGCAUGGAGCCACCUGCCUGGAGGGGAUCAACCGGUACCAGUGCCUCUGCUGGCCAGGUUACGAGGGAGAGAACUGCCAGCUGGACGUGGAUGAGUGUGGCCCGCGGCCCUGUGACCACGGCGGUCAGUGCUUCCAGCGCUCGGACGUCCUGAACUACGGGACGCUGCCCGAACUCCGGGGAGACAUCUUCAGCUACGAAGAGGCCGCCGGCUUCAUCUGCCGCUGUCUGCCAGGAUUCACCGGAGACAGCUGCUCCGUCAACGUGGACGAGUGUGCGUCUGCUCCGUGUCAGCACGGCGGCAGCUGUGAGGACCGGGUCAGCUCUUAUCGGUGUGUGUGUCCAGGCGGCUUCACAGGCGUUCACUGCGAGGCGGACGUGAACGAGUGCGACAGCAAUCCCUGCAAUCAAGGCGCCACGUGCGAGGACGCUACCAACUCCUACAGGUGCCACUGCCCCGAGCCGGAGCCGGGCCGGGAGCCCUGGGGCGGGCCGGACUGCGACGUCCGCCUGGCGGGCUGCCGGCAGCACCGGUGUCGACUUGGCGCCGGUUGCGUCCCCGUGCUGACGGGCGACGGCGAGCACGGUUACACCUGCCUGUGUCCUCCGGGCUGGACCGGCAACCGCUGCAACACCUCCACCACCUUCUCCUUCAACUCCGAGGGCUACGUCCACAUGCGGCUGCCCCUAUCCGAGAACGGGACGCGACGGGAAACCGAGGUCCAGGACCGCGACGGGCUCCACAUGCAGCUCCGGUUCCGGAGCACUCUGGACCACAUGGUUCUGUACUACCGGGGCACCGCGGAGCACUUCGUCUCCCUGGAACUGGUCGGAGGCUCCCUUCAUGCCAGGGUGAAGUCAGGGAAGGUCCUGCAGGUCACUUACCCCGCCCUAGUCAACGACGGUGAAUGGUACCAGGCCACGGUGACCAUGGAUGUGAGGCUGGUUCUGGUGGUAAAAGGACCCGGCUGUGAGGAAUACUGCUCUGUGAGGGACGAGGGCAACAACCAUCUGGUCUUCCUCCAGCCCGGCUCCUUUCAACAGCUGUAUGUCGGAGGGGCACCGCGGGAGUAUUUACCCCAGACGUCCAGCGGAAGGGGGUUCGUCGGCUGCAUGGAGGACCUUCGAGUGGACCACAAGCCGCUGCUCCCGCAGGACCUCAUCCGGGAGGAUCACCAGGGCCUGCAAGUAGGCUGCAGUAAACAGGAUUGGUGUGUAGACGACCCGUGUGGGCAGCGCGGCCGGUGCGUGGACCUGUGGGUUCGUCCCGGCUGUCAGUGUCACCGGCCCUACCACGGAGAGCGCUGUGAGGAAGAGUACCCGUCCUGGACCUUCGGUCACGAGAACACCACCAGCUACGUCGGCUUCAACAUCACCGAGAGUCACGGGGACAACUUCACCCUCUCCUUCUUACUGCGCUCCCUCAAACACAGCGGCCUGCUCCUGCAGCUGCGCCGCGAGGGGAAGGCCUACCUGACGGUGUACCUGAAGGAGGGCACCGUGGCCGUCUACAGCCCUCACACCACCCUGCUGUUGGAGGCGCAGUCGGUCACCGACGGCAACAACAACCUGGUGGCUAUAAAGGUGCGGUACGGCCACGUGGUCUUCCCCAAAGCGGGGAACCAUCGCGCGUUGGGCAACGUGAGCGUGGAGGCGGGGGAUGUGGCCUACGUGGGGGGGCUGCCUGCAGGCGAGAGGACCGACGCCUGGGGGGGAAACGUCAAGGGCUGCCUGCAGGACAUCCGGCUGGACCACCGGCACCUGACCACGGAGGACCAUCUGGAAGGGGGGGAGGUGUACCAGGCCGGCACCGAGGAGAACGUGCUGCGUGGAUGCCAGAGUGAUGACACGUGCAAGGGUCAGCCCUGUUCCAACGGCGGACGGUGUCGGGUUACCUGGAACGACUUCCAGUGCGACUGCUCCAGGAAAUACUCUGGCCGGCUGUGUGAGACCCGUCUGUGGUGCGUGGCCAGCCCGUGUCCUGAAGGCGUGCGCUGCGUGGACCUGCAGGACGGCUACGAGUGUCUAACUGAAGCCAUCUUCCAGGACAACGCUCUCCGGUACGUGGCCAACGGCUCGCUGCUGAGCCCGGUCACCAGCGUCACGCUGGACAUCCGGACUCGAGACCGGGACGGGGUCUUGCUGCGCGCCGUCGGCCGAGCCGAGUUCUUCUACCUCGGCCUGCUCAACUCCUCCCUGCUGGUCAAGCUGGACAGCGGGGCGAGCGGCGAGCCGCUGGCCUUCACCAGCGACCGAGCCGUCGCAGACGGAGCCUGGCACCGCGUCCGGCUGGCCAUGGCGGAUCCCACGCGGCCGGCGUCCCGCUGGCGCCUCGCCAUCGACGGGCAGAGCGUCGGCGGCAGCUUCGGCGUCGGAGGAAACCUGAACUUCCUCAACGACACCCAAAUCCAUCUGGCGGAGAAAUACACUGGAUGCAUAGGGGAGGUGAGGGUGGGCGGAGUCUACCUGCCACUCACACAUGUCCCAGAAGCCCCUCAGACGAGCCAGUUCUCCAGGCUGGGGGGCCACGAGCCAAUCAUAGGCUGCCAAGGAGCGCCGAUGUGCGAUGCCCAGCCCUGCCUCAACCGGGGGGCGUGCCAGGACCAGUUCAACCAGUUUAACUGCAGCUGCGCUGCCGGAUGGGAGGGGGCACUGUGUGAGAUGGAGGUGGACGAGUGUUCUUCAGGGCCCUGCGUCUACGGCACAUGUAGAGACCUUCUGGCAGACUACCAGUGUGACUGCCAGCCCGGAUACGCGGGGAGAGACUGCGAGGAGCAGCUGGACGACUGUGUGGAGUUCCCCUGUGAGAACGGAGGCGGCUGUGUGGAGGCGCUGGAGGCCCACAGCUGCUCAUGCCCCACCGGCUACGUCGGCACACGCUGCCAGUGGCGUUUCCCUCCGGUGGCGUGCGAUGCGCAGACAGAGUGUCGUCAUGGAGGCGUCUGCAUCGGUGGAGACUCUGGAGGCAACUGCACCUGCAAGCUGGGAUACACCGGUGCCAGGUGUGAGACAGAAAUAGACGAGUGUGCGUCCGGCCCUUGUCUCCACGGGGCCACCUGUCUGGACCGACUCAACCACUUCCAGUGUGUGUGUGUGCCGGGUUUCAGCGGGUCAUCGUGUGAGAGCCACAAAGAGGAGCGUAAGGAGGGCAUCCCCUGGCUGGUGGUGACCAUCCCCCUCAUCACCCUGUGUGCGCUGCUGGCCAUCCUGGUGGUGUUCUGCCUGGUCUUGACAGCCCGGAAGAAGCGCCAGUCGGAGGGCACCUACAGCCCCAGCUCUCAGGAGGUGGCCGGGGCCAGGCUGGAGAUGGGCAGCGUCCUCAAGGUGCCCCCCGAGGAGAGGCUGAUCUGAGGCCUGCAGCCCCACUGCCUCGCAUCCCGUGGGUGUGUCGAAAGGGCAGAGAGAAGAUCACACUGAUUGCCUUCCUGACCUACGAAGAAGCCAUGGAGGAUAAGUCGAUGACAGAUCCUCCACCUGGGAGAAGUACUGACCUCCAUGUCCGCCAGAUGGACCGGUGAAGACCAGCGGCUGAGACAGAGCGUCUCUUGACGACUCCGGCUGAAAGGACGCUCUGACCCCGGACGCUCUGACCCUGAACUUCCUCUUGAACAUAAAAGUCUUGAAGACAAUCUCAAGCUUGAGACUUUAAAAAAGCCACGUGCGCUGAAAGCCUGACCCCUGUGGUCGUGAAGGCAUCUCGUCACACAGGCGGAACCUCCCUGACGGAGUUGACCCUGCGGUAGACUAAAGGGCAAGUCAUGGUUCAGCAAAUCAUUCAAGACCUUCCUCUGGCGAUCCGGUUCUGCAUGGCAGGAAAGGCAUGAGCAGAACACGUCUGAAACCAAUUCUGUCCAACUACAGAGUGUAAUUUGAAUAUUAAUUGCAUAAUACUAUCAAGGCGGAUUGUAGGGAGAUCUUUUUAGAGAUACACACUCAUGGAACUCCUGGGUCCCUUGGUAACGCUCGUCCUUCAUGACCUGAUCACCGAUUGGCUGAUCUUGGCUCCUCCUUCCACAGUUCUUCUUUUUUUUAUGGAUGGGAAACAGCAAUUGCAAAAAAUCUACUGAAGAAAGAAGGAAUGCGUUUUUGAUUCAGACCUCACCGUCUCUUCUUGCUGAAUCAGAAUCAUUGGAUCUGGACCAUAUUUUCUGAAGCGCCUAUGAUUUCAGGUGCUUGAUACAUAUAUCUUCUUUCAAUAUGGAUCAGUCUGAGAGGGAAGAGGACAUCGACCUCUGCAGGAGUCAAACACUGUUAUGGUAUUGUCAAUGUGCACUGGACAGGUAACCACUCUGCGGUCGCUUGUCAGGUGGAACAGUAUUUAAAGUAAGAAUCUUAUUGGUACGGUCUCAAGGCUCAAGACCAUUUAAAAAGGUAUUUGCUUGAGAGUGAGCUGAGAAUGUAAAGAGUGUAGGCAGGAGGUGGUUCACCUAGCUUAGCAUACGACUCAGCUGUAUUCUAGCUUUGAGAUAAAGCUUCAUAAAUACUUAUGAGACGGCCCAUCUGGUGGACUGCCUGAAACCAGCAGGUGUAGACUGUUAGCUUAUUUGCACUAGCUAAAUGAAAGUCGGCUCACUUUGAUGAAACUCUAAACGUAGGAACCAAAAACCUAAACACACUAAAUACACAACAUUUGUAUAAAAGGCUUUAACUGUAGAUGUAAUAGUUGAUUUACAGUAUUGUGAACACAUUUAGUGUUUACAUGUACAUUCUGGGUCCAGAUGAUGGUUCAUUGAGUGAACAACACAAACAGGUUUUGGGUUUUCAAAGACGUGUCUCAUGUUUUGGCAAAAAGUGUGUUUUGGGAUUUCAAAUGAAUUUUAAAUCAGAUCACAUCAAUGAAUGAGCUACAUGAGUUAGCUAUUCCAAGAACUGUGCUCCAAUGUCUCAAUGUCUCAAUGUCUCUAAUGUCUCAAUGUCUCUUAUGACUCCAAUGUCUCAAUGUCUCAAUGUCUCUUAUGACUCUAAUGUCUCAAUGUCUCUUAUGACUCUAAUGUCUCUAAUGUCUCUAAUGUCUCUUAUGACUCUAAUGUCUCUUAUGUCUCAUGUCUCUAAUGUCUCUAAUGUCUCAUGUCUCAUGUCUCUAAUGUCUCUAAUGUCUCAAUGUCUCUUAUGACUCUAAUGUCUCAAUGUCUCUUAUGACUCUAAUGUCUCUAAUGUCUCAUGUCUCUAAUGUCUCAUGUCUCUAAUGUCUCUAAUGUCUCAAUGUCUCUUAUGACUCUAAUGUCUCAAUGUCUCUUAUGACUCUAAUGUCUCAUGUCUCUAAUGUCUCAUGUCUCUAAUGUCUCUUAUGACUCUAA